UAUUUAUGGAAUUAAUUCACGAGAUUUGAUUAAGUUUUAACUCUAUGUUCUUCCAAUUCAGUCACAUAGAUUUAUUGUUCCUAAACUCAUCCCAUGGCAGACGGCAGAAACCAAACGGUCAUCAUGGAAUUCAUCCUUCUGGGAUUUGGGGAUCUCCCUGACUUGCAAAACCUUCUCUUCCUGAUGUUCCUAGUGAUCUACAUGGCAACUGUGGCCGGGAACACCCUCAUCGUGGUGCUCGUUGUGGCUAAUCAGCACUUUCACACUCCCAUGUACUUCUUCCUGGGGAAUCUGUCCUGCCUGGAGAUCUUCUACACCUCAACCAUCCUGCCCAGGUUGCUGGCCGGUCUCCUGACUGGGGACAAAACCAUCUCAGUCAGUGGCUGCCUCACACAACUGUAUUUCUUUAGUUCUCUGGUGGCAACAGAAUGCUGUCUCCUAGCAGCAAUGUCUUAUGAUUGGUAUUUAGCGAUAUGUAAACCCCUACACUAUUCAACUCUUAUGAAUAUCAGGUUUUACCUCCAAAUGGCUGCUGCAUCAUGGUUAAAUGGUUGUUUGGCUGCAAUUAUCUUAAUCUCACUCCUAUCCCACUUACAAUUUUGUGGCCCAAAUGAAAUCAACCAUUUCUAUUGUGAUAUCAUCCCACUGAUGGAACUUUCCUACACUGGCACACACCUUAUUAUAUUGGUAGACUUCAUAGUAGCCUGUGUAUUCAUCCUGCCUUCCUUCUUACUAACCCUGACAUCCUAUGUGUGCAUCAUCACCACCAUCGUGAGAAUCCCUUCCACCACCGGGAGAAAAAAAGCCUUUUCCACCUGCUCCUCUCACCUCAUUGUGGUGACGAUUUUCUAUGGAACCUUAAUGGUUGUGUACACUGCCAAAUGUGAUACACUGAGAGACCUGAACAAAGUGCUCUCUCUUUGUUACACAGUCCUGACUCCUCUGGUAAACCCCCUCAUCUACAGCUUGAGAAAUAGAGAGGUCAAGGAAGCUUUGUGCAAAGCAAUCA
This is a messenger RNA of Gopherus evgoodei (Goodes thornscrub tortoise), 1009 nucleotides long. Its product is annotated as olfactory receptor 6N1-like. NCBI's taxonomy places the organism in Eukaryota, Metazoa, Chordata, Testudines, Testudinidae. Gene Ontology annotation, molecular function: olfactory receptor activity; G protein-coupled receptor activity. Gene Ontology annotation, cellular component: membrane. Gene Ontology annotation, biological process: G protein-coupled receptor signaling pathway. The record is from RefSeq and is a predicted model, not a curated record.